Messenger RNA from Ostertagia ostertagi, 798 nucleotides. The record is from the annotation of a GenBank genome assembly. NCBI's taxonomy places the organism in Eukaryota, Metazoa, Nematoda, Chromadorea, Rhabditida, Trichostrongylidae.
AUGCGUAAUGGCAUCAUUAGACAUAUUUCACGCUUGCAAAAUGCAUGCAUCCCUACCGAUGCUAAAUCACCCAUAUUUCUGCCAAGCAGAGGUGAUAUUACGAGACUAGUUCUCACCAAUAUCCACCACAAACACUUCCACUGUGGAAAAGACCAAACGUUAUCUCUUGUAAGGCAGAGAUACUGGUUACCCCGGGCAUCUGGCUCAUUUAAGACCUACUUGCGAGACUGCGCGGUCUGUAAAAGAUGGCAGGGACUGCCAUUCGGCUCCCCAAAUAUGCCACCUCUACCUACAGAUAGAGUGGUGAUUACAAAACCAUUCCGCAAUAUUGGUUGUGACUUUAUUGGUCCAUUUUUCACGAAAUCGGACGAAAACAUGUACAUUUGCUUGUACACCUGUUUAACAACUAGGGCAGUCCAUCUAGAAGUAGUGGAGAAUAUGUCAGCUGGAGCCUUCCUAAACAGCUUCAUUCGUUUUGUGUCAAGAAGAGGCGUCCCUCAUAUAGUUCGAUCAGAUUAUGGUGCUAAUUUUCGACUUUUCUCAAAAAUCAUAAUCGAACUUUCACAACCUGCUGACUCAACAGGAUGCUCAGUAAUGAGCUAUGCGGUUUCCCUUACAAGUAGCCGUCUGGCACGAGAGAGCUUCCGAUCGUCGACCUCGAGAGAGAUCUCCGCUGCAACGACUGGCCUUCCAGCCUGCGCUCCGUCGCCCCUUGAUCUCCUUUCGGAUCGUCACCUCCCUAACGCCUCCGCUGUAGAUAUUCGACUGGAUGAUCUCGAAGUCAGUAUUGGAGCCUAA